AUGCCACUAGCAUGGAAAGCUUUCGGAGCACAUAACUUACUUCGUAUCCUCACCCGCUUUCAGUCAACCAAAGUUCCAGAUGCGGUUAUCGGUAUUGAUUUAGGUACUACCAAUUCUGCGGUGGCUAUUAUGGAAGGUAAAGUUCCAAGGAUCAUCGAAAACGCUGAAGGCUCAAGAACUACUCCCUCUGUAGUGGCUUUCACUAAAGAUGGAGAGCGUUUGGUUGGUGAGCCAGCCAAACGUCAAUCCAUUAUAAACUCAGAAAACACUUUAUUUGCUACAAAGCGUUUAAUCGGCCGGCGUUUCGAGGACGCUGAAGUUCAAAGAGAUAUUAAUCAAGUUCCUUUCAAAAUUGUCAAGCAUUCUAAUGGAGAUGCCUGGGUAGAAGCCAGAAACCAAACAUACUCUCCCGCCCAAAUAGGGGGAUUUAUCCUAAAUAAAAUGAAGGAAACCGCUGAGUCUUAUCUGGCAAAGAGCGUCAAAAAUGCCGUUGUAACUGUCCCUGCCUACUUCAAUGAUGCCCAAAGACAAGCUACUAAGAACGCAGGACAAAUUGUUGGGCUCAAUGUGUUGCGUGUUGUCAAUGAACCAACAGCCGCUGCCUUAGCUUAUGGUCUAGAUAAAUCGGAGUCAAAAGUCAUUGCCGUUUUCGACUUAGGAGGCGGUACUUUCGACAUUUCCAUUUUGGAUAUCGAUAAUGGUGUUUUUGAGGUCAAAUCCACCAAUGGUGACACCCAUUUGGGUGGUGAAGAUUUUGACAUCUAUUUGUUAAAAGAAAUUGUUUCUCAUUUCAAGGAUGAAACCAGUAUCGAUUUGAAUAAUGACCGUAUGGCUGUACAAAGAAUAAGGGAAGCCGCUGAAAAGGCCAAAAUUGAACUGUCUUCUACACUUUCGACAGAAAUAAACUUGCCCUUCAUAACUGCUGAUGCUACAGGACCAAAACACAUCAAUAUGCCUUUUUCAAGGGCUCAACUUGAGAAUAUAACCGCCCCAUUGAUUGAUAGAACGGUUGAUCCUGUCAAAAAAGCACUGAAGGAUGCAAAACUUACUGCCUCAGAUAUAUCAGACGUUUUAUUAGUUGGUGGUAUGUCAAGAAUGCCUAAGGUUGCAGAUACUGUGAAGAAAUUAUUUGGCAAGGAUGCAUCAAAAGCUGUUAACCCUGAUGAAGCAGUCUCUCUAGGAGCUGCUAUACAAGGUGCCGUCUUGUCUGGUGAAGUCACUGAUGUUUUACUGUUGGACGUUACUCCUCUGUCAUUAGGUAUUGAAACUUUAGGAGGCGUUUUCACAAAAUUGAUUCCAAGAAACUCUACAAUUCCUACCAAGAAAUCUCAAAUAUUUUCAACAGCGGCAUCAGGUCAAACAACGGUGGAAGUUAAAGUUUUCCAAGGUGAGAGGGAGUUAGUCAAGGAUAACAAAUUAAUUGGUAAUUUUACUCUUGCGGGCAUUCCACCAGCUCCAAAAGGUAUCCCACAAAUUGAAGUCACUUUUGAUAUUGAUGCCAACGGCAUAAUCAAUGUUUCAGCAAAAGAUCUUGCCAGUAACAAAGACUCUUCCAUUACUGUUGCCGGAGCGUCAGGGCUAUCAGAUACGGAAAUUGAACGUAUGGUUAAUGAAGCGGAAAAAUACAAAAAUGAGGAUAAAGCUCGAAGGAAUGCCAUUGAGACUGCUAAUAAAGCUGACCAGCUAGCCAAUGAUACGGAAAAUUCCAUUAGGGAAUUCGAAGGGAAGUUAGAUAAGACUGAUUCUCAAAGACUAAAAGAUCAAAUAUCAUCUUUAAGGGAAUUAGUUUCCCGGAUCCAAGCUGGGGAUGAAGUUAAUGAUGAGGAUUUGGAAACAAAAAUUGACAAUUUGCAAACUUCAUCAAUGAAACUCUUUGAACAGUUAUACAAGGAUGGUAACAAUUCUACAACUAAUAGAGAGGAUAAUAAAUAA
This is a messenger RNA of Saccharomyces paradoxus, 1932 nucleotides long. It is a transcript of the gene ECM10, whose product is annotated as Hsp70 family ATPase ECM10. Gene Ontology annotation, biological process: protein refolding; cellular response to unfolded protein. The record is from RefSeq and is a predicted model, not a curated record. Gene Ontology annotation, cellular component: cytoplasm; mitochondrion. The transcript has a single exon. The coding region runs from base 1 to 1932 and encodes 643 amino acids. NCBI's taxonomy places the organism in Eukaryota, Fungi, Ascomycota, Saccharomycetes, Saccharomycetales, Saccharomycetaceae. Gene Ontology annotation, molecular function: ATP-dependent protein folding chaperone; ATP hydrolysis activity; ATP binding.